AUGAAAGCAGUAGCUUACAUUUUACAGGACAUCGACAAACAGAGCAUCGCCGAGACGUGGAAGCAAGAAUACGAAGAACGUAUCAAGGUGGUCGAACAGGCGGCCACCACGCGCAUCGAACAGGUCGCGGACCACGCCGCUAACACCUUCCGCACCAUUGAACAACGACUCGACAACCAGCUCCAGGCCGCCGCUCCCACCUCCACCCAGAGCGGCCCCUUGUAUCGUGAUGCACUCACCGGACCAGCAAGAGCCCCUAGCGCGAACGCGCGCUCCACCAUCAAUCCCGCCAUCAAAGCUCAAGUCGAGAUACGCGCCCGUCAAGUACUCAUCGACAUCCAGGACGAAGGUGCACGAGAGGAACUCAGGACAGCACGACCACGGGAUCUCGUUAUCAAGGCGACCGCCAUCGCCAAAGAACUCUGGCCGGACUCAACGGAUACAUGCGAAUUCGAGAGUGCGCGGAUACUACCCAAUGGAGGGGUGGUAUUCGAGGUAACUACCCGGGCAGGUGCUGACUUGAUUCGAAAGAACAAAGGUGCCUUUGCAGCCCGCUUCCACCCCAGCUCCCAAGUCAAAGACCGACUGUACGCCAUCCUCGCAAAAUUCGUACCCAUCACCUUCGACCCCGAUGCGCCGCGCGACCUCCGAGAGAUAGAAGAAACAAACCGACUAGAUGUAGGCACCAUCGCUAAGGCCCGCUGGGUGAAGCCAAUCGACAGGAGACACCCCCAUCAGCUUGUCGCACAUGCCCUGAUCCAUCUCACGACACCCGAAAACGCCAACAAGGCAAUC
Gloeophyllum trabeum ATCC 11539 is the source of this 795-nucleotide messenger RNA. RefSeq lists its product as uncharacterized. Lineage: Eukaryota; Fungi; Basidiomycota; Agaricomycetes; Gloeophyllales; Gloeophyllaceae. The record is from RefSeq and is a predicted model, not a curated record. The annotation marks the transcript as partial. The transcript has a single exon.